Cannabis sativa is the source of this 1039-nucleotide messenger RNA. RefSeq names its product homeobox-leucine zipper protein ATHB-7. The coding region runs from base 101 to 715 and encodes 204 amino acids. Gene Ontology annotation, biological process: positive regulation of DNA-templated transcription. The transcript has 2 exons. The record is from RefSeq and is a predicted model, not a curated record. Lineage: Eukaryota; Viridiplantae; Streptophyta; Magnoliopsida; Rosales; Cannabaceae. Gene Ontology annotation, cellular component: nucleus. Gene Ontology annotation, molecular function: DNA-binding transcription factor activity, RNA polymerase II-specific; sequence-specific DNA binding.
CGUGGAAUUCCUUCUUUCUUUCUUUCCUUCAAUUCAUCAACUCUUUAAAUUCCAUAACACUUUCUCAUAACAUUUUUAAUAUUAUCCAAAUAAAACCAUAAUGGAGAGUAGAGAUCAAUUUCCUUCAUUUCAACACUCUCUUAUUCCUAUUUCAAAGAAGAAAAAGAAUAACAAUAAUAAUAAUCAAAGGAGAUUUAGUGAUGAGCAAAUUAAGCAAUUGGAAUCCAUAUUCGAAUCGGAGACUAAACUCGAGCCAAAGAAGAAGAUUCAGUUGGCUAGAGAGCUUGGUUUGCAGCCUAAACAAGUUGCCAUAUGGUUUCAAAAUCGAAGAGCAAGAUGGAAAUCGAAACAAAUUGAACAAGAUUUUAAAAAUCUUAGAGCUGAGUAUGACAAUUUGGUAUCUCAAUUUGAUUCCUUAAAACAAGAGAAAGACUCCUUAGUUUUACAGUUGCAAAGGUUGAAAGAUCUUCUCUUAUCAAAAACUAAUGAAAUGAAAAAGGACAAGAGAUUGGAUGAAAAAGAAGAAGAAGAAGAAAAUAAGUAUCGAAACAUCGAUUCGAAAAACAAAACAGAAACAAGAUUUGAAGACAGAGGAGUACUAAUGGCAACAACAAGCAACUAUAUUGAGGAUUUGGGGCAACAAGGAUAUGAAAAUUUAGAUUCAUUAUCACUUGAAAAUUGGUAUAAUAGACAGUGGUUAAGUUUCUGGAGUUAAUAGAGAAUUUGGAAUUAGAAGAUAAUUUUACUUUUUGAUACCUUUUAAAAAAUUAAUGCAGCUAUAUAGCCAUUGUUAGUUACCAAUUACUAUUUUUAUUAUUAUUUCAAGCUAACCCAGAUUCUCAAUGUUUCACUUGAAUGAGUGUGUUUGAAUAUAGAGCUUAUUAGUUAUGAGAUUAUGAAGAAAUCAAGUGCUUAUUGUGUAGAUGUAUAGUAUAGUAGUAUAUAUUAUGUUUUGGGUAUGUAUAUAUACUUAAUUAUAUGUAAACAAAUAUAUUAAGUCACAGAGAAAAGUUUAUAGUGAGGUUUUAUUUUACUUCAA